Tribolium castaneum (red flour beetle) is the source of this 3963-nucleotide messenger RNA. RefSeq lists its product as uncharacterized. The transcript is spliced from 4 exons. The record is from RefSeq and is a predicted model, not a curated record. Lineage: Eukaryota; Metazoa; Arthropoda; Insecta; Coleoptera; Tenebrionidae. Bases 47 to 859 code for a protein of 270 amino acids.
AGCACACCUUCCCUUGCCAUAACCUCAAACUCACAUUUGACAAAAAAUGCUGAAAUUUCGCCAAUUAUUCCACACGACUAAAUGUGCAGUGGUCGGAAUGGUCCACGUGGGGGCCUUACCAGGGACCCCACUUUGCAACAAAUCGGUCGAUUCUUUGGUGUUUAAAGCAUGCAAAGAGGCGGAAAUGUAUCUUAAAUACGGACUCGACAGCAUUUUGGUCGAAAAUAUGCAUGAUGUGCCCUAUAUCCAGUCCAAGUAUUUUACCCCCGAAACUGUGGCGACAAUGACUAGGGUUUGUACGGAAAUUCGGAAAAUUGCCCCAGGGACGGUUCCCUGUGGCGUCCAGGUUCUGGCUUGUGGAAACCUGGAGGCUUUAGCUGUGGCUAAAGCUUGCAAUUUUGACUUUAUAAGGGCUGAAGGGUUCGUUUUCGGUCACGUGGCCGAUGAAGGGUACACUGACGCCAACGCCGGUUUGAUUUUGCGCUAUCGCAGGCAAAUCCAGGCCGAAAAUGUGCUAAUUUUGGCCGAUAUUAAGAAAAAACACAGCUCUCAUGCAAUCACUAGUGACGUUUCAUUGGUUGAGACGGCUCAAGCAGCGCAGUUUUUUCAAGCCGAUGGCUUGAUUUUGACUGGGGUUGCGACUGGAAGUCCGGCAAAUGUGUCCGAAUUGAGUCAAGUUAAAAAGUUUUGUUCGUUGCCGGUUUUGGUGGGGUCUGGGGUCACUGGGGAUAAUUUGGGGGAUUAUAUGGGGGCUGAUGGGGUUAUUGUGGGGUCAUAUUUUAAAAAGGGUGGGGUAUGGUACGAAGAUGUGGACGAGGAACGUGUGAGGAAUUUUAUGGAGAAGAGAAAAAUGUUAUAGAAAAUAUUUGUGUAAAAAAAUGAGGAAAAUUUUUGGCAAAAAAUUUUCUGAAAUGCUGAUAUAAUACGUAGAAUGAACCGUAAAAUUCAUUGGAAUAUACUGUUUGUUAUUGGUCUUAUAUUAGAAACAGUCAAUUCUAAGGAUAUAAUCCCGAAUAAAAAAUCGAACAUAUGGACUUUUUGUGGACUAAAAACAACUUUUGUGGGUUGUUAAGACAUGUAGAAGUCCAUAAAAAUUUACUGGAGUGAGUUUAAAAAAAAUUUUUUUUUUCACCUCUUUGAAGGUGAAAUUUUAGCAAAAAAAUUGAAAAUUUCAAAUCUCGUAAAAAGUUGGUAUAAUACAGAAAAUGAGCCGCUGAAUUCAGUGGAACAAACCGCAUUGCUCUACGACUUUUAGUUUUCGAGUUAUGAAUUUUUUUGUUGAAUAAAACUGUUCACCAUAAAUAGCUACGCAAAAUUUAGGAAAAAAAAUUUUAAAUUUUUUAUUCUUUUGAAAAAUUGAUAUAAUAUGUAAAAUGAGCCGCUGAAUUCAAUGGAACAAACCGCAGUGCUCUACGACUUUUAGUUUUUUUUUUUAUGAUUUUUUUAGGGAAAAACUUUGAUCGCCUCUGUAGCCGGAACCGUUGCCCGGAGCGGCUCCGGGUUUAAUCGAAAAAAUAGAGAAAAUUAAGCGCUAUCAGAUGAUUUUUUGUUCGUUGCUCUAAGUCUUACAGUUUCCGAGAAAAACGCAAAAAAAGGUUUCCAUUUUCGCUUUUUUUCAAUUUUCAACCGCCAAUUACGGCGAAACUAUUAGAGUUAUCGAGAAACGGAAAAAUGGAGGACAACCGGAAUAAAAAACUCUACAAAAUGGCAUAGGAUUCAAGGCGAUAUCUCGCAAAAAAAUUUUCAAUUAUCAAACGCCGAUUACGGCCAAACUAAAAGAGCUAGGAGAAAACGCUUUUUUAGAUCGGAAAGAGCACAUCAAAAUCUAUAAGAUAGAAUCGGUUUCAUUUGAUUUUAAGACACUUUAAAAAUUGACCGAAUUCUAACGGGGGGGUGUCAACUUUUUUUUAAUUUUUUUUAUUUUCUCAUUUACGGCUAAACUAUUCUAAAAAGUGGAAGUAUUUUGAUUCAUACCUAUGCAAAAUGAUCCGGGGAAUCGAUUGGCAUCAAGAAAAUUGUCAAAUUCCCAAUAGUUUUUUAGUUAUGAAUUUUUGAGCAUAUGAUCUAAUUUUCGCUUUUAUUUGCAUUUUCUCGAAAACUAUACGUCGGACAACAAUAUUUUUUUUGAAAAAGAUAGGUGAUUUAUAGAGCUUUCCAACGAUAGUACACUUCAUGGGGUUAUCUCUGAUAGUUCCGGAGCUAUUGCUCGAGAAAUGUUCCGGGUACCCAAAAUCGACAAAAACUGCGACGAAAAUUGAAAAAUCAAACAUCAAAAAAUCGAACAUAUGGACUUUUUGUGGACUAAAAACAACUUUUGUGGGUUGUUAAGACAUGUAGAAGUCCAUAAAAAUUUACUGGAGUGAGUUUAAAAAAAAAUUUUUUUUCACCUCUUAGAAGGUAAGUAUUAUUCAGGAAAUUUUAGCAAAAAAAUUGAAAAUUUUAAAUCUCGUAAAAAGUUGGUAUAAUACAGAAAAUGAGCCGCUGAAUUCAAUGGAACAAACCGCAUUGCCCUACGACUUUUAGUUUUCGAGUUAUGAAUUUUUUUGUUGAAUAAAACUGUUCACCAUAAAUAACUACGCAAAAUUUAGGAAAAAAAAUUUUAAAUUUUUUAUUCUUUUGAAAAAUUGAUACAAUAUGUAAAAUGAGCCGCUGAAUUCAAUGGAAUAAACCGCAGUGCUCUACGACUUUUAGUUUUUUUUAUGAUUUUUUUAGGGAAAAACUUUGAUCGCCUCUGUAGCCGGAACCGUUGCCCGGAGCGGCUCCGGGUUUAAUCGAAAAAAUAGAGAAAAUUAAGCGCUAUCAGAUGAUUUUUUGUUCGUUGCUCUAAGUCUUACAGUUUCCGAGAAAAACGCGAAAAAAGGUUUCCAUUUUCGCUUUUUUUCAAUUUUCAACCGCCAAUUACGGCCAAACUAUUAGAGUUAUCGAAAAACGGAAAAAUCGAGGACAACCGGAAUAAAAAACUCUACAAAAUAGCGUAAGACUCAAGGCGAUAUCUCGCAAAAAAAAUUUCAAUUUUCAAACGCCGAUUACGGCCAAACUAAAAGAGCUAGGAGAAAACGCUUUUUUAGAUCGGAAAGAGCACAUCAAAAUCUAUAAGAUAGAAUCGGUUUUAUUUGAUUUUAGGACACUUUAAAAAUUGACUGAUUUCUAAGGUGUUAAUUUUUUUUUAAUUUUUUUUAUUUUCUCAUUUACGGCUAAACUAUUCUAAAAAGUGGAACUAUUUUGAUUCAUGCCUAUGCAAAAUGAUCCGAGGAAUCGAUUGGAAUCAAAAAAAGCGCCAAAUUCCCAAUAGUUUUUUAGUUAUGAAUUUUUGCGUAUAUGAUCUAAUUUUUGCUUUUAUUUGCAUUUUCUCGAAAACUAGAAGUCGGACAACAAUAAUCUUUUUUGCAAAUGAUAGAUCAUUAAAAGAGCUUUCCAAUGAUAGUACACAUCAUAGGGUUAUCUCUAAUAGUUCCGGUGUUAUUGCUUGAUAAAUGAUCCAGGUACCGGAAAUCGACAAAAUUCGCGACAAAAAUUGAAAAAAUCAAACAUCAAAAAUUCGAACAUAUGGACUUUUUUUGACUUUUAACAACUGUCGAGGAAUGUAAGGGCAUAUACAAGUCCAAAAACCUACGAUAGAGUUUUAAAAAAAAUUAUUUUUGCACCUUUUUAAAGGUAGUUUUAGUUUACAUCCCUCUAGAGAGAUGUAAAUAAGAAUUCUGUUUUUUUUUUAAGUUUCACUUUUUACGAUUACGCAAUGAAACCCUCACAGUCAUUAUACAAACACAAAAAUAAACUUACCCUUAGUUUUUGAUGGGGCGGAAAUUCCGUUUAUUUUACGUUUUUGUCAACCUAUAAAGUGGUUCUUGAAUUACGACAAUAACAGUCAAAUAAAGGAAAAUAUGACGGUUCAAAUCGUAGAUAGCGACUUUCAUAAAAAUCAACCUUUCGAAAAAUAAAUCCAAUAUAUCUGUUUCUAAACGA